Dermatophagoides farinae (American house dust mite) is the source of this 628-nucleotide messenger RNA. The record is from RefSeq and is a predicted model, not a curated record. NCBI's taxonomy places the organism in Eukaryota, Metazoa, Arthropoda, Arachnida, Sarcoptiformes, Pyroglyphidae.
UAUUGAAUUGAUCGUUUGAAUUUGAAUCUUGGAUUAUUGAAUCAUGGAUAAAUUGUCCGAUCGAGUUUUUAAAGCAAAAAUCACGAAAUCUUUCAAAUCGAAAAAGUUUGAUCGAAAACUGGUGUCCGAACUGAACGAAGAAUUCGAAAAUCGUACGGCUGGACUUGAUGAAGAUGAAUUGGAAUUAUGGAAAAAAUAUGACGAUAUAUUGAAGGCAAUGAUCAAUAAUGUUAAUCUGAAUGAAUUAUUGAAUAAUGAUGAUGGUGAUGAUGACGUGGAUCUAAAUGAAUCUGAUGCUGAUAAUGAUGAUAGAAGUACUCAUGGUAGUCAUCUCGAUGAUGAUGAUCGUGUUUCGUCUAGUGGAUCCAAUCCUGAUGCGAAAAAUGAUAUACCGAUUUACAAAAUUGUAAAUUCAAUCAAAUCGUUUAAGGAUAAUGUUGCUGAAUGGCCAGCGUUCAAAAGUCGUGUUGAAUCGCUGAUUAUUGAACGGAAAAAUAUUUCUGAAAGUUCAAAAAGAAUCAUCAUUUCCGGUAUUGUAAGAGGUAAAGCAUCUUCGAUAUGGGAUCGAUGCGAAACCCAAAAAAUGGAUAUAAAAAAGAGCUGGAAAGCCUUGUCGAAAGAAUUCUGA